AUGCGAAAGAAGCGAUGUGAACGCGAACGCGAAGAAGAGGGAACGAUGACCUACGCGACCGCGGAAGGAUGGAUGCGACCGCGAAGAAGGAAUGUGAGGCUGCCAGGAAGUGCUUCGCGAACGCGGAAGAACGAAGAGGAUCCAACUCCCGGUGAUUAUACAUACCACUGUGAUCCUUCUGGUUAUCCUCAGAACUUCCUGAAGAAGGGCUUAGAUGUCAUAUAUCGCUCUGGACCGUGGAAUGGUCGCUCUUUCAGUGGGACACAGAACUCGAGAGAAGGUCAUUUCUACACAUUUGGAGUAUUUUCAAGUAAGAUGGAGGUGUAUUUUGGAUAUAAGCUCACAUCUUCAAUUAUCGUGAGGUUGACAUUAACUCAGAAUGGUAUCCUACAGGUUUGGAUUUGGGGUGAUGGAAAACAGGGUUGGGUCCCUUUCCUCUUAAUACCGGCAGAUAACUGUGAUAUGUAUAAGUUGUGUGGUGCAUAUGGUGGUUGCAACAGUCAAUAUUCUCCUGUAUGUGGAUGCUUAGACAAAUUUUUGCCCAACAAUAGGGAAGCUUGGAAGAAGACAGACUGGUCAGGUGGUUGUGUUCGGAGAACUGAACUAAAUUUUCUUCGAGGAGACGCAUUUUUGAAGUAUCCACAUAUCAAAUUUCCAGACACACGGAAUUCAUGGUCCAAUGUGACUAUGACACUAGAAGAAUGCAAGAAUAUCUGCUCUAAAAAUUGCUCUUGUAUGGCUUACGCAAAUCCUGACAUACGCGAUGGAGGAAGUGGAUGCUUAUUGUGGUUCGAGGAUCUGUUUGACAUUUGGCAGGGAGCCAACGGAGGGCAAGAUAUCUAUAUUAGAAUGGCUGGUUCUGAAUCAGGUAGGCUUGUUGCUACUUAUAGAAUUCUCAUGGAUUACCUUAACAUAGUAAAGUAA
Molecule: messenger RNA, 924 nt
Organism: Nicotiana tabacum (common tobacco)
Lineage: Eukaryota; Viridiplantae; Streptophyta; Magnoliopsida; Solanales; Solanaceae
Source: RefSeq, a predicted model, not a curated record